UCCAAUCCCAAGAAAAAGUAGAUAUGUGAGCCUCGCCUAUAUAAAGUGAAGAUUGCCCAUAGCUCUAUGUACCAUUCUCUCUACUCUUGAUUACAUAAAUCCAAUAAAAUAUUAUUUUGUUCUUUGCAAUAUUUAGUUAAUUAGGGAGAAUGGGUUUGCAUGGAAAAUUGGUUGCAGCAAUAGAAUUCAAAGCUGGUGGAGAUGUUUUCCAUGAACUCUUCAAGCACAAACCAGAGCAUCUUUCCACAGCCAGCCCUAUUAGGGUGCAAGGUUGUGAUCUCAUCGAGGGGAAAUUUGGUCAAGUUGGUGCCAUCAUUUGCUGGAGGUACACCCAUGAAGGAAAAGAGAAGAAAGCAAAGCAAAAAAUUCGAAUCAUAGAUGAAGCGAAGAAGUUGAUUGAUUACGAGAUGCUGGAGGGAUCGGACUUGCUGGAGCUGUACAAAACAUUCGACAUAAUCAUCCACGUGGAGACGAAGGGCGACAUCGACUUGGUGACGUGGACGUUGGACUACGAGAUGCGCAAUGAUGACGUGGAGCACCCGAUCUCGAUGCUCUCCUACUUCAUCGACAUCACCAAAGACAUCGAAACUCACCACUAUGGCAAGGAGUGAAUAUGAACCACUUCAAUUCCUACUACAAUAAAUAAUGGUGUCUUCUUCAUCUGUAAUAAUAGUUAAGCUCUUGUGUUAAGAAGGGUGGAGGAGAGAGAGAGAAAUCUUGGUGUUUGUUUUCUUUGUGAUUGUGUGUUUGUAAUGAGGUUAAGGGCCCUCUAUGCUCUUGUGUAAUUUGGUUAUUUCUAUGAUAUAAACUAUUUUCACAUAUC
Messenger RNA from Salvia miltiorrhiza (redroot sage), 823 nucleotides. Its product is annotated as kirola-like. Gene Ontology annotation, biological process: defense response. NCBI's taxonomy places the organism in Eukaryota, Viridiplantae, Streptophyta, Magnoliopsida, Lamiales, Lamiaceae. Bases 150 to 611 code for a protein of 153 amino acids. The transcript has 2 exons. The record is from RefSeq and is a predicted model, not a curated record.